AAUAGUCAUAAUUCAGAAAGUACUAGAUUUACAACAGAAAAGAGUUCAAAAAUAAUAACCAUACCAGAUAAUAAUGAUGAUUACAAUAAUUACAAUCAUGAUAAUUAUAAUAAUGAUAAUUACAAUCUUGAUAAUUACGAUUACAAUAAUUACAAUUACGAUAAUUAUGAUAAUGAUAAUUAUGAUCUUGAUAAUUAUAAUCAUAAUAAUUAUAUCAAUGAUAAUUACAAUCAGGAUAACUAUGAUUAUAAUUAUAAUAAUUACGAUCAUAAUAAUCAAGAAAUUAUUGAAAUUAGUAAUACAGAAUCAAAUAAACGUUUUACCUAUCAAGAAAAAGAAAAAUGGCAAGAAGAAAUUGUUAA
Messenger RNA from Dentiscutata erythropus, 362 nucleotides. NCBI's taxonomy places the organism in Eukaryota, Fungi, Glomeromycota, Glomeromycetes, Diversisporales, Gigasporaceae. The record is from the annotation of a GenBank genome assembly.